Molecule: messenger RNA, 492 nt
Organism: Diplodia corticola
Lineage: Eukaryota; Fungi; Ascomycota; Dothideomycetes; Botryosphaeriales; Botryosphaeriaceae
Exons: 2
Coding region: 1-492 (163 amino acids)
Source: RefSeq, a predicted model, not a curated record
AUGAGGCUCAACACGGCUUCGAUGGCCGCCUUCAUCCUCACCUUCGUCUUUGCAUUUCUCCUCCACGGCGUCGCCGCAUACCCCGAUCUCACUGCACUGACUUCACCUCAAUGCCCCACUUCGCCACCGGACCCGCGAGAAUGUGACAGGGAAGGCCUCGGAGAUACCGGUCGGGGUUCUCACAAAUGGGUCGGCAAUGGCUUCACUCUUCAGUACAAGGAGGAUCUCUAUCAGGACUGCUACGCCAUGCACAACUUCAGAGGCGAGGCAGGCAAGUGCUACAACGUUGAGGGAACAUGGCUCACGUGCCGGCCAGCGCUGUGGUACAGCUUCGACGGCUCCGCAGACUGCACCGUGUGGGAGGCGCGUGACUGCGACAGCAAUGGAGGCUCUUCUACGAAGCUGGUGAAUACUCAACAGCGUAACCAGGGCUUCGGCGCGGACGGAAAGCAGUCGAUGAGGGUCUUGAGCCACAAGUGUGUCGCGAACUGA